Messenger RNA from Cercopithifilaria johnstoni, 804 nucleotides. NCBI's taxonomy places the organism in Eukaryota, Metazoa, Nematoda, Chromadorea, Rhabditida, Onchocercidae. The record is from the annotation of a GenBank genome assembly.
AUGUUGGGCCGCCAAGUGCAAGCUUGGCGUACGUUAUGCAGGUUUACUAGAAUUAUUAAUAACGGCACACGAAGCUGUACGACAAGUGCUUCUGACAAAGCGGAAAAAAAUAAGAUUAAACCAGGGAUUUGGAAAAUUGACGAUAAAAAACGCGAGAAAUUAGCUACAUUCGGUCGAUAUUGUGCCGAAUGUUUACCGAAAUUUGUACAAAGAGUGCAGUUUGCUGCUGGAGACGAAUUAGAGCUAUUGAUUCAUCCAAGUGGAGUUCUACCUGUGAUAGCGUUUCUAAAAGGAAAUCAUGCAGCUCAAUUCACUAAUAUUAUAUUUAUUACUGGAAUGGAUGUACCUUCACGCAAAUUCCGUUUCGAGGUCAUUUAUGCUUUUCUCUCGAUACGUUUCAAUGCACGCAUCCGGGUGCGUACAUACACCGAUGAAAUUUCACCGUUGGAGUCAAUAACAUCGAUUUUCAAAGGAGCAAACUGGUAUGAAAGAGAAGUCUAUGACAUGUACGGUGUUUGGUUCAACAACCAUCCAGAUUUACGACGUAUCCUUACUGAUUACGGUUUUGAAGGGCAUCCGUUCAGGAAAGAUUUCCCCUUGUCUGGUUAUGUUGAGUUGCGGUAUGAUUCGGAGCUCGGUCGCUGUGUAUAUGAGCCAACUGAACUGGCACAAGAAUUCCGGAAAUUUGACCUAAAAACUCCAUGGGAAUUGAUGCCUAACUUCCGUGAAGAGUCUAUGGUGUCACGUUAUGAACAAAUCGGUUUGGAGGAGCCUAAAAAAGAAACCGAGAAGGAUAAUAAAUAA